This is a messenger RNA of Toxorhynchites rutilus septentrionalis, 2523 nucleotides long. Its product is annotated as putative helicase mov-10-B.1. Gene Ontology annotation, molecular function: RNA binding; 5'-3' RNA helicase activity. The transcript has 4 exons. Gene Ontology annotation, biological process: regulatory ncRNA-mediated post-transcriptional gene silencing. NCBI's taxonomy places the organism in Eukaryota, Metazoa, Arthropoda, Insecta, Diptera, Culicidae. Bases 1 to 2523 code for a protein of 840 amino acids. Gene Ontology annotation, cellular component: cytosol; P granule. The record is from RefSeq and is a predicted model, not a curated record.
AUGAUUCUCGAAUCUAAUGAGUUUCAACGUGAAAACACGUUCGAACCACCGAUGGAAAACACUGGCUCAGGUUCCGGUGGACGAUGGAAACUUCAAUGGAAGUCUACUGAUCUUUAUGGUAACCGUUCCGGAGCCACAGCUUCAUUUGCGCCUGAGUCCUCUAUCAAACCGGUGUUUGAACUGGAACUAGUUGAGGUAAUUGACGAGGAACCGACCUUUUUGCUCGCGGUAAAAAACCAAUCCCCAGGGGAUGUUUUAUUACGAUCCGCGAGUCUGAUGAAGGACAACACGAAACUGUUGUCUAUUUUGGCCGGAGGUGAAGUGACCCGAAUGAGUCCCGAACACAGUCGGGUAAAGGAGUUCAAACUUACCCAUCCGUAUCCGAGCCUCGAACAGAUCGAGUUGUUCCUUAGUGCUACGGCAUUCCUCUCGGGUGAUUCCACGAUUGUACACGAGCGAUACAGUUUUGUCAGAAAUACUCCAACAGAUGAAGAAAGUUGUUUCAGAACAGAGAUCGAUUUCAAUGAGCUACCAAAGUUCGAGAUCCCGAAGGUGAUAACAAGUUUGUACGAGAAUAAUUUCAAACACAGUGCCACAUUUGGACCAGAAGAAAUUGAACUCCUCGCUAAGGUGGAAAAGGCGAAAGAACUUUUCGUACGAUCGAGCGAAACUUAUAAGCAGCAGUUAACCCUUCUAAACCAAAUAGAAGAUGAGCAUCUGAGACAGCAAUUUAGCGACUACAGUAUUGACAAUCCUAAAUUAGUGGACACCUGUGAUGCACAAAAGCGAAUUUACACCCUUUCGAUGAAUCAAUUCAAGCAGAGACCUUCAAUAAUUGGUGCCCUCACAGAGGUCCAUAUUAUGGUGAAAAAUAAAGACGUAAUUUCCCGAGGUAUCAUAGACCGAAUGGACAAUGAGACAGUGUUCAUCAACAUGUUCAGCUCCAUAUCCGUGGAUGAUGUUGAAAGAAUCGAAUUUUGUGCCAAUCGGACAUCGUUUCAACUAGAAUACCGUGCGCUAGAAUUACUCGACGAGACAGUUGUCAAGAAACUGUUUUUCCCCGAAACAAUUGGUGCGAAUAAUGUGGAACAAUUCACAAAUUUCCAAUGUUUUCGCAAUAGGAUUUCAUCAAACAAGGAACAGAUGCAGGCAGUGAAGAACAUCGUGAACCGCACUUCAUUUCCUGCUCCGUAUUUAUUGUUCGGGCCACCAGGAACUGGUAAAACUUCGACACUGACGGAAGCGAUUUGUCAGAUUCUUAAGCUACGUCCAAACUCACGCGUACUGGUAGCGACAGCUUCGAACUUCGCUGCCAACGAAAUCGUCAACAGACUCUUGGAAUUCAUUCCCUCUGAUGAUAUCUUCCGCUUUUUCUCUAAGUCACGUGAGAGCAAGAUGGAUGGUAUCAAUGGGGAUCUGUUGGGUAGGUCCAACUAUUUCCGUGGAUCUUAUGAAGCUCCUUGUUACGAAGAUAUUUAUGAUACCAAAGUGGUAGUCUGUACUUUGGCGACAGCUGGAAGGCUUGCCCAGGCGGAUAUAUCGCAUCACUUCGACUAUAUCUUCAUCGACGAAUGUGGUUGCGCGAAGGAGACGUCAGUGCUAGUUGCUAUCGCUGGAAUCGGAGCCAGCGAGAAGGAUAUCAACGCACUUGUCGUUCUUGCGGGUGACCCAAAACAACUCGGACCGGUAAUUACGUAUGGAUUUCUCAAAGGUACUAGUCAAAGUACUUCUAUGCUGGAACGUAUGAUGGAUCAAGAGAUUUAUCGCAAAGAUACUUCUGGUCGGUACAAUGCCUUGGUUAUUACGCAACUAAGGGAUAACUAUCGUUCUCAUGGAGCGUUGUUGAAACUUUCGAACGAUAUGUUCUACGAUGGUCAACUGAGAGCAAUGGCUUCCGAAGAGGUAGCAAAUUGGGCCCUCGGUUGGGAUCGUCUACCCAACCCUUCGUUUCCAAUGAUCUUCCACCCGAUCAUUGGUCAAAACGUGAAAGACUUAGGCUCCACUAGCUUAUACAACCAGGAAGAAGCGGACCAAAUAAUCCACUACAUAGAGGAUUUACUUUCGAGAGGCGUGAAUGGAAAACGUGUCGAACAGAAAGAUAUUGGAAUAAUAUCGCCCUAUGCUCGCCAAGUGAAUCACCUGAAAAGUCUAUGCCAAAAAUACGGUUGGAACGAGAUCGAAAUCGGAUCCACUGAGCAAUAUCAGGGUCGGGAAAAGCUUAUCGUGUUGAUAUCCACCGUCAGAUCGCAGUGUCCCACCGUUGGGUUUCUGGCUGAUGUCAGACGACUCAAUGUGGCCCUCACGAGAGCCCGCGCUCUUUUGAUCGUCGUUGGAGACCCAACAACAUUGGAGCGCAACAAACAUUGGAGGAAAUUUCUCACAUAUUGCAGGAACAAUCGAGCGAUGUUGGGAUACGACAGCAUGCCCAGAAAUGGAAACGUGUUUGCAGUGAAUCAGAAUAUUUCAUUAGAUAACCCGAGAAGUCAAAUAAGUUCACAAUAUGCAGAACAACGAUCGUUAUAA